AAAAAAAAUCCCACAAAAGGUAAUAUCAAAAAGAGUGGACCCCAAAAAAGCGAUAAUUCCAAUGACCAAAACAUAAAAAAUCAAAACAUUUUCAGCUCUUUCCCUCCCAUUUAUUCACAAACCCCUUUUCUUCUUCUUAUCUGUUCAAAAUGAAGGAAUGGGUAAAGUCGCAUGGUUUGUUAAUACCCUUUUUAUUUAUAGUAUUGUUUGGCUUUGGUUAUCAAGCCAUUCCUUUAUUCACUUGCUUCUAUCUUCCUUUGGUUCUCAUUUACACUCGAGAUAAACCAUGGCAAAACAUUAUUUUUAUUUAUUUUGUCAGUAGCAUGGGUUUCGCUUUGGCAUUCUUGGGUAAUUUUCGUACCACUACUACUCCUCGAUUCCCCAUGGCAUGGUUCAUGUUUCUCGCUUCAUUCGUCAUCAAUCUUGUUUUAAUCGUGGUUUUAUUCUCAGAGCGAUUCAUGAGAAAACACAACACAGACAUGACCACACGUGUCUUAUUCACCCCUUUACUCUACACAUCCUUAUGGUUCCUCAUCGGUCGUUUAGGUCCUUUAGGUGAUUACCCUUCUCUCACCACUGUGACCAUCGGUUGGUCAGAAUUCGCUCAACUCUCCUCAUUAGGAGGUCGAGCAUUCCUUGAUUUCCUCUUGGCCCUUUCAGCUACCGUCCUACUCGAACUACCUACUUUUCCUCUUCAUCAACUCUCUAUUCGUACAACGCCUCAUCUCUUACAGGAUACGCAUGUUUCCGAGGUCGAACAUAAGGAACGAUCCUUUUGGCUUCAUCCUGUGACCCUUUACACGAUACUCAUGGCUGUACUUUUAUCCUAUGGCGGUAUGGGUAAUAUCCGUCGUGGUUCGUUUUAUCAAACCAUCUACCCCGAUUAUAUACCAAAGACGGAGCGUGUAGGUUGUGUGGUAGGACCCGGGGAUAACUUGGGUUUACAGUUAUCACACGAUACCUGGUUUAAUCAAUCUCAGGCUUUAGUUGCCUCGGGUGCUAAACUCAUUCUAUGGUCCGAAUUAACAACGAUUGUACAAGAAGAAGAGGCAUUUUUAAACAAAAGUAAAGCAUUUGCACGAAAACAUGGUGUCUAUCUUGCUGUCACCUAUGGGUUAGGUCAACCUGUACGUGAAAACAAGUUGGUGGUCAUGACAAAGGAAGGUGAGAUUGGUAUCAAUUACAAUAAAGCACAUCCCGUACCUGGUAUUGAAUUACAACCAGCAGGACCCAAUGUGCUUCAAUUCAUGGAUACACCUGAAUUCGGUAGACUCGGUGGUGCCAUUUGUUUUGAUUUCAAUUUUGCUCAUUUGAUAGGCCAAGCCAGUGAUCAUGGCAUCGAUAUCAUGCUUCAACCAAGUUGGACAUGGGGACCGAUUGGUACCUAUCAUGGACAGGGAAACGCAUUGAGACCUCUGGAGAAUGGAUUCACCUUGUUUCGAUGUGUCUCACAGGGCGUCUCGGGGAUCUUUGAACCCACGAAUAGCGUCUUUCAACAAAAGGUGGCUUCGAAUAACGUGGAAAGCUAUCUGUUUUAUCUACCCCUUGUGAAAAGAAUACGUACAUUGUAUGCGUCCAUAGGGGAUUUAUUCAGUUAUCUCUGUAUUUUAACCAGUGGUGUAUGGAUGGCUCUCACUCUUUGGUGGCAUGUCCGUCAUGCAACGGAAGAAGAGCAAAUUAGGAUUUAAGAAAAUAAAU
Mucor mucedo is the source of this 1698-nucleotide messenger RNA. Its product is annotated as carbon-nitrogen hydrolase. The transcript is spliced from 4 exons. The record is from RefSeq and is a predicted model, not a curated record. Gene Ontology annotation, cellular component: membrane. Bases 150 to 1688 code for a protein of 512 amino acids. Gene Ontology annotation, biological process: lipoprotein biosynthetic process. NCBI's taxonomy places the organism in Eukaryota, Fungi, Mucoromycota, Mucoromycetes, Mucorales, Mucoraceae.